AUGGCGACCGAUAUUGCUACGAAGGAGCUUCACAAGCCCGUUGACGUUGCUGAAUAUCUCUUCCGCCGUCUGUAUGAGGUUGGAGUGCGUGCAGUGCAUGGAGUUCCUGGCGACUACAACCUCGCGGCCCUCGACUACUUGCCCAAGUGUGGCCUCCAUUGGGUAGGAAACUGCAAUGAACUCAAUGCAGGAUACGCGGCGGAUGGUUAUGCUCGAAUCAAUGGUAUCAGUGCCCUGGUAACCACCUUUGGAGUGGGAGAAUUGUCCGCUCUCAACGCGAUCGCUGGAGCCUACUCGGAGUUUGUUCCAAUCGUCCACAUUGUCGGUCAGCCUCAUACCAGAUCACAGAGAGAUGGAAUGCUGCUCCAUCACACAUUGGGCAAUGGAGACUUCAAUGUAUUUGCCAAAAUGAGCGGGGGUAUCUCCUGUGCUAUGGGCCGUCUGAACGAAACACACGAGGUGGCCACGCUCAUCGAUAACGCAAUCCGCGAGUGCUGGCUUCGCAGCCGACCGGUUUAUAUUGGACUCCCCACCGAUAUCAUUGUCAAGAAGAUUGAAGGCCAGCGACUUGACACACCUCUCGACCUGUCACUCCCUCCAAAUGACCCCGAAAAGGAAGAUUAUGUGGUCGACGUCGUUCUCAAGUACUUGCAUGCAGCCAAAAACCCGGUCAUCCUCGUGGACGCCUGCGCGAUUCGGCAUCGGGUGCUCGACGAGGUUCAUGACUUGAUGGAGACCUCGGGCUUGCCCACGUUUGUGGCCCCAAUGGGCAAAGGUGCUGUGGAUGAAACUCGCAAGAACUAUGGUGGUGUCUAUGCAGGAACUGGGUCCAACCCUGGAGUCCGCGAACAGGUCGAGUCUUCCGACCUUAUCCUCAGCAUUGGGGCCAUCAAGUCUGACUUUAACACCACCGGAUUCUCCUACCGCAUUGGACAGCUGAACACCAUCGAUUUCCACAGCACGUACGUUCGCGUGAGGUAUUCCGAGUAUCCCGACAUCAAUAUGAAGGGCGUUCUGCGGAAGGUCGUCCAAAGGAUGGGCCAUGUCAACGCCCUGCCCGUCCAGAGGCUCUCCAAUGCUUUACCCGACAAUGAGAAGGGAUCGUCCAGCCAGGAGAUUACUCACGCGUGGCUGUGGCCUAUUGUGGGUCAAUGGCUGAAAGAACGAGACAUUGUCAUUACUGAGACUGGUACUGCCAACUUUGGUAUCUGGGACACGCGUUUCCCGGCGAAUGUGACCGCCAUCAGCCAGGUUCUCUGGGGUAGCAUCGGCUACUCUGUCGGGGCUUGCCAGGGUGCUGCGUUGGCUGCGAAGGAACAGAACAACCGUCGAACCGUGCUCUUCGUGGGCGACGGUAGUUUGCAGCUUACUGUCCAAGAGAUCAGCACCAUGAUCCGAAACAACCUCAACCCGAUCGUGUUUGUCAUCUGCAACCAAGGAUACACUAUCGAACGUUUCAUCCACGGAUGGGACGAGGCGUACAACGAUAUCCAGCCUUGGGAUAUCAAGGGCCUGCCUGUCGUGUUCGGCGCCAAGGACAAGUAUAAGGGAUACCGGGUCAAGACUCGGGAUGAGCUGACGAAAUUAUUUGCCAAUGAUGAAUUUAACUCGGUUCCUUGUCUUCAGUUGGUGGAGCUCCACAUGCCUCGGGACGACGCCCCGGCGUCCUUGAAGCUGACUGCCGAAUCGGCUGCUCACAGAAACGCUUGA
Molecule: messenger RNA, 1710 nt
Organism: Aspergillus terreus NIH2624
Lineage: Eukaryota; Fungi; Ascomycota; Eurotiomycetes; Eurotiales; Aspergillaceae
Product: alpha-keto acid decarboxylase family protein
Exons: 4
Coding region: 1-1710 (569 amino acids)
Molecular function (GO): thiamine pyrophosphate binding; carboxy-lyase activity; magnesium ion binding
Source: RefSeq, a predicted model, not a curated record